This is a messenger RNA of Sorghum bicolor (sorghum), 1560 nucleotides long. Its product is annotated as probable purine permease 11. Gene Ontology annotation, molecular function: purine nucleoside transmembrane transporter activity. Lineage: Eukaryota; Viridiplantae; Streptophyta; Magnoliopsida; Poales; Poaceae. Gene Ontology annotation, cellular component: membrane. The record is from RefSeq and is a predicted model, not a curated record. The transcript has 2 exons. The coding region runs from base 213 to 1358 and encodes 381 amino acids.
CCGGUCCAUUCUGAGGGUGAAAAAUCAUUUAAAAAUAUAUGUCUCUACCUUAUUAUUUAAUGUUUGGAUCGAUAUAUAUGAUGCCCAAGGACCAAGGUGCCUACUGCGUAGAGUCCCUUGUUCAUCAGCAAGAAGUGUCAGAAAACAGCCGGCGACACAGUUGAGGCAGAAGAAGCUUCUCUCGUCCUGGUGUUUGAGUUUCAGUAGGCAGCAUGGCGCAUGCUCAAGAAAUUCAGCUCCAGAUCAGAGGCAUUCCGGACAAGGAAUCCGUCCACGAAGACGCCGGUGAUGAACCCAAGGCCGACACGCGGUGGUCCACGAGAGUCAGCUUCCGAUGGUGGAUGACAGUGGUGGUGGACAUGCUCAUGGUUCUCUGUGGGACGACCGUGGCCACCCUCCUUGGCCGCCUGUACUACAACUCCGGCGGCAACAGCAAGUGGAUGGCCACUCUCACGCAGUCUGGUGGUUCGCCGCUUCUGGUCGUCCCGCUCCUCAUGACGCCGGCGUCCUCAGCGGACGAGCGCCGGCCGCCGGCGUCCAAGAUGUUUGCCGUGUACGCGGGCGUCGGGGUCAUGAUCGGCUUCGACAACCUCAUGUACUCGUACGCGCUGCAGUACCUGCCGGUGUCCACCUUCUCGCUCGUGGCCGCGACGCAGCUGGGCUUCAACGCCAUCACCUCGCGCCUCAUCAACGCGCAGCAGUUCACGGCGCUGAUCCUCAACUCCGUGGUCGUGCUCACCUUCUCCGCCGCGCUUCUCGGCGUCGGCUCCUCCUCCGACGAGACCUCCAGCGACGUGCCGCGCGGCAAGUACCCGGUGGGGUUCGUCCUCGUGCUGGCGGCCUCGGCGGUCUUCGCGCUCAUCCUGUCGCUCUUCGAGCUCAGCUUCGAGAAGGUGAUCCGGGUGCGGACGGCGCGGUGGGUGCUGCGGAUGCAGAUGUACACGAACCUGGUGGCGUCGGUGGUCUCCGUGGUGGGGCUGCUCGCGUCGGGGGACUGGCGGACGAUCCCGGGGGAGAUGGCGUCGUUCAAGGACGGGAGGGCGAGGUACGUGCUCACGCUGGUGGGCACGGCGGUGUCUUGGCAAGCGGCGGCAGUGGGCGUGGUGCGGCUGAUCAUGAGGGUGUCGUCGCUGUUCGCCAACGUGACGUGCACGCUGGCGCUGCCGCUGGUGCCGGUGUUCGCGGUGGUGCUGUUCGGGGACAAGAUGACGGGCAUCAAGGUCGUGGCCAUGCUCAUGGCGGUGUGGGGGUUCCUCUCCUACAUGUACCAGCACUACAUCGACGGCCGGCGGGCCGGGAACGCCGAGUGCCGCGUCUGCGCCACACGCACGGCAAGCGACACGCUCUUGCCCGCCUGAGGCUGAUCAAUGCUUACAUAUAUUCUGGUAUGUGCACAACAGCACAAGGCAUACAUUCAAGUACCCAACGAUCUAUUGUAUUUGUAGUCUCUGCCAGUCUAUUGGAAUAAUAACGAAUAGCAAGAUGCCUAGAGAUAGCAAUCAUUUUAAGGAAAAAAAAAACAUGCAAACUAGGUAGCAUUUUAUUAAAAAUACUAAUAAA